Chenopodium quinoa (quinoa) is the source of this 3445-nucleotide messenger RNA. RefSeq lists its product as uncharacterized. The record is from RefSeq and is a predicted model, not a curated record. The coding region runs from base 880 to 3150 and encodes 756 amino acids. Gene Ontology annotation, molecular function: nucleic acid binding. The transcript has 2 exons. NCBI's taxonomy places the organism in Eukaryota, Viridiplantae, Streptophyta, Magnoliopsida, Caryophyllales, Amaranthaceae.
UUAAAGAGGGAAAAAAUAUGGGGGUAAAAUAGAAAGUCGUUAAAAUUGUAAUAUAAUGUGUAUUAUUUAAUCUAAAAAUGUGAAAUGUGACAAAUAUUCAUGGAGCAUUUAAAAUUGCAAAAGUGACAAUCAAAAGGGGAUGGAGAGAGUAACUUUUUAUAAAAUUUUAUUUAUUUUUAUUGUUUUUUAUUUUUUUGACCAAUUACAGGCCACGUGUAAGAUAACUUUUUAUAACAGGUUACAUGAUCGGUUAGGAUAAUUUAAAGCGAAUUGGGAUUAAAGAUCGGAUUAUUUAAAAAUAACCCAAAAGUGGAAUUAUUUUGAGCGGAUGUCCAAAAGUGAGAUUAUUCUAUACAAUUUCUCCUUUGUAAAUUUGUUUUUAAAGCGAAUUAGGGGUAAGGCUAGGAAAUGGCAUAGCCCAUGAGCUUGCUUUGCUUAGUAGUAGUUUCAAUGAGUUUCGUGUUUGGCUUGAAGAGUAUCAUCCGGAAUUACAUGGGGUGAUUUGUAAUGACCUUGAAAACUUGUUGAUUUAAUAAAGUGCUAAGCUUGAUGGUUUUCAAAAAAAAAAAAAAAAAAAAUUUAUUUUUAAAAAAAUUACGAAAUUACCAAAGUAUCCCUGCGGUAGGAUUUGGGCUGAGACACACCGGAGUAGAGAGUCUUCCUCUUUCUUUCAUUUCCCUUGCUGAUUCCCAAAUCUUGAAGCUGCGAAAAAACAUUCAUCAAUUGUCAAGUCUUACUGAUUCAACUGUAUAAAUUCAAUCCGACGUCGUUUCUAAAGACCCUUGUUCAGAAAAUGCUGUUAGUGCUGAAUUGAGUGGUUGUGUUCUUGAAACCCUAGUUGAAGAAGAGGGUUUGAGGAGAGAGCAAGAAUCUGAGGGUAUGGAGGUUGAUAAUGUUGGUGAGCAUUUGAAUGAUAAAGGAGAGGCUAGUACUUUAAAGGGUGAAUUGGGUUCUUUGAAUGAUGCUUGUGUUGAAAAAGAAAGCAAGAAUCAAGAGAACCCUAUUAAGGCAAAUUUCAAUUCUUUUGCUCAGCAGUUAUUUCCGAAUCCAAAUCCUGUUGAUGUUGGCAGAAGGGGUAAGGAAGUGGAGACGAGGAAAUCUGUAGAGAUUCAAUCAGGGGUGGUCAAAAGUCAGGCUGCCACCAUUGAUAAGGUGGAAGUAGGAGAUUUUUCGGAACAUAAGGGAGUGAGUGUUGUUGUAGAUUUGGAUGUGUGUGUUGGAAAAAAUAAGAAAAAGGGUAAAAACAAAGGUGGGUUUUGUGCAUCUGAUAUAGUUUGGGGCAAAGUUAAGAGCCAUCCUUGGUGGCCAGCUCAGAUAUUUGAACCUGGGGAUGCGUCGGAGAAGGCUAGGAAGCAUUUCAAGUCGAAAGGUUAUUUUGUGGGCUACUUUGGGGAUCAAACUUUUGCUUGGAAUGAUGAGGCAAAGUUGAAACCUUUUGCCCCAAAUUUCUCCCAGAUGGUAAAACAGACUCAAACGGAAUCUUUUCGACAUGCUGUGGAUUGUGUUUUGGUUGAGACCUCUAGGCGGGUGGAAUUUGGUCUCUCUUGUCAUUGUAUUGUUGACGAUGUGUACAACCAAUUAAAAACUCAAGUUGUUGAAAAUGAUGGAAUCCGUGAACAAUCAAGAAUUCGAGAAGGAGGUGACAGAUUUUAUACUGCAGCAUCUUUUGAACCAUUGAAUUUUCUUCAUUAUGUAAAAGAUUUUGCACAAGAGCCAUAUGGUGAUGUUGACCGACUAGAACAUGUGGUAGCUCGAGCUCAAACGGCAGCCUAUUAUAGAUGGAAGGGUAUUUAUCAUCUGGCCGAAUUUGGAUUGUUGAUAGGGUAUGUGAAUAAUGAGGCUAAUGCUCCAGUCGUUGCUGAAAAAGAGAAUUCUGAAGGGAUUGUUGGUGGCAAUCCUCCACCAGUAACCAUUAAAGAGGAUGAUAACAGGCCUCAAAAAAGGAAGAAAACAUCUAAUGAUAGGGGUCAUGCGACAAAAAAGGUCAGGUGCUUGUCUGACUUGAUAGGUAAGAAGAGCGUACAAGAGGAAGAUGACAAGGGGACUAAAAGAAAAUUAGGCAGUAAAUCCAUCUCAUCUUCUGCCAGGAGACAAAAAGAGGUCAAAUCUUUUCCUAAUGACUCAACUCCCUCAAGAACUAAGGAAUCCAGUCCUCUGGGAACAACUAUGAAAGUGAAAGACCCAAAACCGUCUUUUAGAGUAGGAGAAAGCAUUCUAAGAGUUGCAGGUCAACUGAGCCAGUCAUCGCCUUUACUCAAACAUGAUGUGUCCUCGCAUACAAAAACUAGCAAAGAUGAAGGUAACAACAAGCAAUGCAGCAAACUCACUUCUGAGUAUGCCUCUAUUGAUGCAAUUCUUUCAGAACUACACUUGGCUGCUAUUGAACCCCUCAAACAAUACAGUUUGUUGAGUAAGAUGGUCACUUUCAUUUCCGUUUUUAGAAAUUCAAUUGUUCCUGACAUUGAGCUCUUGCAGAAGCAUGAAAAGUCUGGGGAGGAAGAUACAAGUGACAGUCCUAAUGAAGUACUCUCUGGGUCAGGACCUGCUGAAAUAGAUCCAGUGGGGUGUAUUUCUGGUAUGAAGUCUAAAUCAAAGGCAUCUGAAUCUGAAAUUACGACAACAUCAGUCGUCGAAGGUGUAGAGGAUGCUUGUUGCACGAACCAAACCAUCGAAAUCUUUGAGCAACAAACUUUCUUGAGUGAGAUUGUAAUUAAGCCUGAACAUUCUGAGGUAGAUGGAAGUUCUGUCGGUUCGCAGGAGAUGGAGUCUACAGUUUCAUCACCUCCUCAGCAUUUUGGAUCUGAAAAUGGUACAUCAGAAGGGGGGCUAUUUGAUGUGAAAAAGCAGCUGGAAGAUUCACCAACAGCCUUAACUUUGAAAUUCGCUGACAUGGAUUCUAUUCCUACGAAAGCCAAAUUAAUAAAAAUUUUCAGUCACUAUGGUUCUUUGAAGGAAUCAGAAACUGAAGUAUUGGCCAAAAAACUUUGUGCCAGGGUGGUAUUCAAGAGACGUUCAGAUGCUGAAACAGCCUUCAGUAGUUCAGGGAAGUUUGAAAUCUUCGGACCUUCACUUGUUUGUUAUCGGCUUAACUAUGCCCCAUCUCCACGCAAAUCUCCUUCCAUUGAAGCUAAAUGUAGAAGGGAAGACUGAACACUGAGGUAAUCCCGUCUAGAUAUUCUAGCCACAUUGCUGUCAACUUGUUAUUAGGUAAUUCUACAAAGUAUGUUCAGUUUUUUCAUCUCUGUAGGUUGCUAAGCUAAGGGUACAGCUAGGAAGAUGACUUUAUAAUGUAAUAUCUUUUUAAGAAUUUUCUAUCUAUGACCUUUAGUAUUAUUUGUGCUUUCUAACUGCAUAGCUUAAUGGAAGUUAAGAUUCCCUGUUUUAAGGUACUCGAUUGCAUAUCGAUGACACCCUCUAGAAUCAUAGUGGGUGAUUUAUUUUUCUA